AUGGCCCCUUCAAUGUCCGAAAAGGCUCAGACCGUGACAGACGCUGCCUCUGUCCGGAGUACUUCGACCAUGUCGAGUCUCAGGGCCCUGUUGCCUUCCCGGAAGACCGAUUCCGACAAGAAGCAGAAGCGUCAAUCGAAGGCCGAGACGACUGAGGGCAGGGCCGUCAGGAUGCAGGCCAGGGCGGAUUAUAUGGCCAUGAGAUAA
Messenger RNA from Capronia coronata CBS 617.96, 207 nucleotides. RefSeq lists its product as uncharacterized. Lineage: Eukaryota; Fungi; Ascomycota; Eurotiomycetes; Chaetothyriales; Herpotrichiellaceae. The coding region runs from base 1 to 207 and encodes 68 amino acids. The record is from RefSeq and is a predicted model, not a curated record. The transcript has a single exon.